Messenger RNA from Sorex araneus (European shrew), 1736 nucleotides. It is a transcript of the gene HES3, whose product is annotated as hes family bHLH transcription factor 3. The transcript is spliced from 5 exons. Gene Ontology annotation, molecular function: protein dimerization activity; RNA polymerase II cis-regulatory region sequence-specific DNA binding; DNA-binding transcription factor activity, RNA polymerase II-specific. Bases 506 to 976 code for a protein of 156 amino acids. The record is from RefSeq and is a predicted model, not a curated record. NCBI's taxonomy places the organism in Eukaryota, Metazoa, Chordata, Mammalia, Eulipotyphla, Soricidae. Gene Ontology annotation, cellular component: nucleus. Gene Ontology annotation, biological process: anterior/posterior pattern specification; regulation of neurogenesis; regulation of transcription by RNA polymerase II.
UUCAUCAUGUGGGCCUGACUUCACCCGGGAAAACGACCGAACGUGUGACCGCGACAGGGUGUUGGAAAUAGAAGCGGGCGCUCAGCGGCAGCUGCCUGCAGUGGGAGAAGUGGCUGGUGCUGGGUUUGUGCCGGCUCCAUUGUCUAAAGUCAACACUGUUUAUUGCGGGAGCGGCGGGGCCGCCCGCAGCUGUGCUCAGGGACCACUCCGGGUGGUGCCCAGGAUGGAACCACCCCGUGUCCUGGGGGUCACGGCAGCCAGACCGGUGGGCAGCCCGGCCUCCCCGGAGCUCCUCGGCCUCUGCAGGCCUUUGCCCGGGCACUUCCCACAGGCGACGGCAGCUCUGCAGGAAAGGAAACUUCGCUUGUCCCUCGGUCACCGAGUCCCGGGCACGGAAGCCGCGCUCGCUCCAGUCUGGAAGCGGGGAAAUGGCGUGGAAUUUAUGAGCACAUCCCCGCGUGCAUAAGUCACACGUGCACAAAAGGACCGGAUCUCCAAGCCGCUGAUGGAGAAGAAGCGCCGGGCGCGCAUCAACAGGUGCCUGGAGCAGCUCCGGGCCCUGCUGGAGAAGCAUUACUCGCACCAGAUCCGGAAACGCAAGCUGGAGAAGGCCGACAUCCUGGAGCUGAGCGUCAAGUACAUGAAGAGCCUCCAGGGCUCCGCGCAAGGGCUCUGGCCGCUGCCCAGCGCAGCCGAUUACGCGUCGGGCUUCCGCGGCUGCUCGCCCGGCGUCCACCCGCUGCUGCCGCGCCGAGAGGAGGCCGGCGGCGGCCUGCGCUGCCCCCUGGCGCACGGGCGCGCGGGCGGCAGCACCAUGGACAGCGCCGGCGCCCGCGCCCGCGCCCCCGCCCGCUGGGGCCCCGCCCCCGGCCCCGCGCCGCCGGCCGCGCUCCCCGGCGCCCCCGCCCCGCCGCCCGCGCCCGCCCGCUGCUCCGAGAGCCCGGGGCCGGGGCUGCGCGUCUGGAGGCCCUGGUGAGACCCCGGCGCGCCGCCUCGGACUCCAGGCGACCCCGUCCACUCCGGGCACCCCGGGCCCGCGCGCCCCUCGGACGCGAGGAAGCACGGGCGGCCAGGCGCAGGGCCGCCCCCCCACGCCAGGCUCGGCCCGGACCCCCGCUUGCCCCCUCCCUCCCCCGAGACGGGGCUGCGCCCUGUUCCCAGGGGCCCCAGCCCGCGGCCCGCCCCCGCCCCCGCCCCCCGGCCGCGCCGCGGUGGGAAGGUCGCCGUCUGCGCGGCGCUGGCGGACCCCUGGCAGCGAGGAGAAUCGCUGCCCCGCCCCGGCCCAUUCAGCCGGCCCGGGACGCCCGGUUCCCACCGGCACAAUGCGCGCCGGCUCCGCCCCGCCGCCGGGAUGGGGCCUGUCCGGGCUUCCACGGACCCCCACCCCCUCCGCACGGGGCCCGGGCACCACCCGUCUCCACGCCCCGCCCCACGGGACGCCCCCCCCAAUGAUGCCCCGCCCGACUCCUGGGCGCGCUCCGCGCAGGGUGCCACCCGUUGGGGGCAGCGCCGGGCGCUGGGGGUACCGCGUAGGAAGGUUUAUUCACGCCUCGGACCGGGCGGUGGAGGCCCCGACACCUUUCUUCCCUGGGACCCCUACUCUGGAGGUUCCGGCCCACGAGGGACAGGUGCGGAGGGCCCCAGUUUUGUUCGUUUGGGGGCCACACCCGGGGGUGUGCAGGGCUUAACUCCUGGCGGUGCUGGGAGGACCACCCGGGAUGCCAGAGGCAAGCGCC